Molecule: messenger RNA, 1117 nt
Organism: Cuscuta epithymum
Lineage: Eukaryota; Viridiplantae; Streptophyta; Magnoliopsida; Solanales; Convolvulaceae
Source: the annotation of a GenBank genome assembly
AUUUUUGAGGAAGUGGAACCACCGAGGGACAGGUGGAGAGUAUUAUAUUGUUGGGAAGUGAAUGAAAGAGGUGGCAGUAGCGCAUGCAGGUGAGGAUGGAUGAGGAGUGUGACUAUCUAUUCAAAACAGUGGUGAUUGGAGACUCGGGGGUGGGGAAAUCUAAUCUCCUCUCCAGGUUCGCUACAGAUACCUUCCACUUGGAUUCCAAACCAACCAUUGGUGUGGAGUUCGCUUACAAGAAUGUGAGGGUCUGCGACAAUAAGGUUAUCAAGGCUCAAAUUUGGGACACUGCUGGUCAAGAGAGGUCCGUCCCUACCCUACCCCCUUCUCUAACUUCAAUUUUUUCUUCUUCAUAAAACAUCAGUAAUUAACAUAUAUGCAUGAUGGAAUACUACCGGGGAGCACUGGGCGCGCUGCUGGUGUAUGACAUCACGCGGAGGGUGACGUUUGAGAACACAAAGAAAUGGCUGCUCGAAGUGAGACAGUUCGGAAGCCCGGAGAUGGUCGUCGUUCUCGUUGGCAACAAAUCUGACCUGGGAAGCGAUGCCCCAUCAUCUUCAAGAGAAGUGCAGGCGGAGGAGGCGCAGAUCUUCGCCCAGUCAGAGGGCCUCUCCUUCCUGGAAACCUCUGCAAUGGGGAAUGUGAAUGUGGAAGAGGCGUUUCUGGAGAUGAUCACCAAGAUCCAUGACGUUAACAAGAGGCCGAAAAGCUUUGACGCUAACAAUAUGGUGAUCCACGACCCUCUCACUCUUCAAAUGGGAAAGGAGGUCAUUCACAUUGCUGCAACCAAACACGCUCCUAAUUGUUGUGCAUACUGACUGAUGAUAUUAUAUUAUUGCAACUUCUAGCUGCAAAUCAAUUAAAUUGCUUAUGGUGAGAUGACAGACCUCGUUUGGAUUGACUUCUAUUUCCCAUUACUUCCUGGAAUAGAGGUGUCUUCUAAUGUCCAUAUUUCCAUUAACAAGCUAGCUGGCUAUGUAUUGAGUAAGCUAUUCCGGCUUUCUAAUCCCGGCCCCUUUUUUACUAUCAGCACAAUCUAUGUGAAUUGCAAAUUUAUCCAACUUCCAGGCCAAGUAUAUUGUGAUAUACUUGAACCCUUUCCAGGGUGUUUUUGUCC